UAGGAGGACGGCGUGAUGGCGGCUGUAGGCAUUUUUAGAGAAGGCUUAGUGUGAUUGUCCAGCGUCGGUGUUAAGAUCCAAACGGAUAUGGGCUAGAUGCUGCGCCCUUCUUGCGAAACCCCAAUUCUCGUUGAAGGAUUUGGUGAAUCCUUAAUUGCACAUUUGUGGUUGCAUGCCGUCCACAUUUAGCUAAGCGGGGCCAAGAAUGCUGUGGCUGGAAAGGCCACCCCAGUGUGGCUGCAGCUCCUGCUCCCCGCAUCCAAAACUUCUCCAGCCACGCGCCUCGAAAUCUUAGGGCAGCCAAGGAAAACCCACAACUGCGAUUUUUUCGAUUUCGUCGACUUGAUACUCGGCACGGCUGCACCCCUUCCAACAACACCACCGAGUCGAACCUCUCAUAACCAGCCGUCACCAUGCCUCCCAAGUUCGACCCCAAUGAGGUUAAGGUCAUCCACCUCCGGGCGACCGGUGGUGAGGUCGGUGCCUCUUCGGCUCUUGCCCCCAAGAUCGGUCCUCUCGGUCUGUCGCCGAAGAAGGUCGGUGAAGAUAUCGCCAAGGCGACUGGUGACUGGAAGGGUCUUCGCGUGACCGUCAAGCUCACGAUUCAAAACCGCCAAGCCGCCGUCUCAGUCGUUCCCUCAGCAUCCUCGCUCAUCAUCCGGGCGCUCAAGGAGCCCCCCCGCGACCGGAAGAAGGAGAAGAACAUCAAGCACAACAAGUCGGUUUCCCUGGACGAGAUCAUUGAGAUUGCGAGGACGAUGCGGUUCAAGUCCUUCUCCAAGGACCUGAAGGGGGGCGUCAAGGAGAUUCUGGGCACCGCCUUCAGCGUCGGCUGCCAAGUGGACGGCAAGAGCCCGAAGGCGAUUAGCGAUGCGAUUGAGGCGGGCGAGAUCGACAGUAGGUCCCCUCUGAGUCCCUGGCUGAGGAAUGUCCUAUGUGACUUGGCCUGGCAUUGUGGCUAUGAGAGCAGAUCAAUCCGCUGA
This is a messenger RNA of Parathielavia appendiculata, 983 nucleotides long. RefSeq lists its product as uncharacterized. The transcript is spliced from 4 exons. Lineage: Eukaryota; Fungi; Ascomycota; Sordariomycetes; Sordariales; Chaetomiaceae. Bases 414 to 983 code for a protein of 189 amino acids. Gene Ontology annotation, molecular function: large ribosomal subunit rRNA binding; structural constituent of ribosome. Gene Ontology annotation, biological process: translation. The record is from RefSeq and is a predicted model, not a curated record. Gene Ontology annotation, cellular component: ribosome; cytosolic large ribosomal subunit.